GUCCAAGAAUCCAUAUCGAGAAAUUAAGGGCAGAGUUGAAGAAAGGGAAAGAUCUUAUGCGGAAUUGUUCGCAAAUAUCAUUCUGGGACUGCUUCAGCAAGGAUAGAUACUCGCAACAAAUGGUCGAACUGAAUAAAACUUUGCUUGAGUGUUUCCAUACGGAAGUUUUGGCAGAUACAUGGCUUGUCAGUCAACAGAUCCUUGUUAAUCUCAGAGAAGAGAAAAAGGUGAUCAGUUCGAGACCAGAAGUUUCAUGCUCUGCGCCAGUCCCAGACACGACCUUUGGAUUGGAUUUGCCACUGAUGGAACUGAAGAAGAUGUUAUUGUUUAGAGAGGAUGUGAGGGUUCUUGGUCUGUGUGGCCCUCCAGGUUGUGGGAAGACAACUUUAGCUGCCAUGCUUUGCCGAGAUAAAGAUGUGAAAGACAGUUUCAAGAACAAUAUAUUCUUUGUUAGAGUUUCAAGCACACCUAACUUGAAAGAGAUAGUAGAGAGAUUGUUUCAACAGAUGAUGAACGGAACACGUACAUUCCUAGAUGAUGAAGAUGCAGUAAUCCAGCUGGGAAACCUGUUGGAGAGGGAGCCGAAGGCCACAUUGUUAGUUCUAGAUGAUGUUUGGGAUGACUCAGUUGUUCAGAAAUUUGUCUUCAGGAUAAAAGAAUAUAAGAUCCUGGUUACUUCAAGAACUGAAUUUCCAACGUUGGAUGAUACAUAUUCUUUGAAAAUGCUGACUGAACCAGAUGCCAUGGCACUCUUUCGUCACUCAGCAUUAUUUCCUCAGAGUGGGAAUGGGAAUAGGAACUAUGAAGAGCCUGAUUGGGAUCUUCUAAACAAGAUAGUGAGUGGUUGCAAGGGACUACCACUUGCUCUUACGGUGAUUGGCCAUUCAUUGCGUAGGCAACCUCCCAGGGUGUGGCAAUACACUGAGAGGAAGAUGUCAAGUUGCUCCAUUUUUGAGUCCCACACUGUUUUGUUAAAUAGUCUUGGAACAAGCAUAGAUAUUUUGGAGAAGAAUGUUCAAGAAUGUUUUAUGGACUUGAGUUCCUUUCCGGAAGACCAAUGGAUCCCUGCUUCAUCUCUGAUAGAUAUUUGGGUUGAACUUCAUGGAAUAAAUGAAGUUGAUUCUUAUUUCAACCUCCGUGAACUUUCCACUAAAAAUCUUGUUAAUCUGAUUGAAAUCUCAAGAGAUGCAGGGGAGAUUGAUGGCAACAUGAAUAAGCUAUUUGUUACCCAGCAUGAUCUACUCAGAGAAUUGGCUAUCUACCGGAGCCAGCAGCAGGGUACAAGGUUAAUCAUGGACGAAAGAAGAGAAGAUAGCCUUCUCAAGAGAAAAAGGGAACAAGAGUUCAGUGCACGCCUCGUCUCUAUCCACGCAGGUGAAAAGUUCUUGUCAAACUGGUGCGACAUGCAUUUUCCUGAAGCUGAGGCUUUAAUCCUUGAUUUUUUUGCGACUAAGUACACUUUACCACCAUUCAUGGACAAAAUGGAGAAGCUGAAGGUUCUAAUUAUCGUAAAUCAUGGGCACUACUAUACCCAAUUGAGUUGUUUGACAACACCUGGCUAUUUCUCCCAUUUAAAGAGAGUGAGGCUGGAAAAGGUUUUGAUCCCUUCCCUCAAUGAAAUCUCAAUGCCAUUGAAGAACUUGCAGAAGAUAUCAUUGUUCAUGUGUCAGUUUGGUCCAGUGUCGAGCUGUGAAAUCGACUUUCCCUACGUGUUUCCAAACCUUGUUGAGAUGGAUAUUGAUUAUUGCAAUGAUCUUGUGGAAUUGCCUCAAGGGAUUUGCCAUCUUGCCCACCUACAGAAUCUCAGCAUAACUAACUGUCAUGAAUUAUCUGCACUACCUGAGGGAAUUGGAUGUAUGAGAGAUUUAAAAGUGCUAAGGCUGCAUGCUUGUACGAAAUUGUCUGAGCUACCUGACUCUUUAAGAGAACUAGAGGAGCUAAGGUUUCUUGAUAUAUCUGACUGUAUCAAUGUGGAGCUGCCUGAAUGGAUUAGUGAUCUCCAUAGUUUAAGAAAGGUCAACAUGGGAGGUUGCUCAGAAGUGAAUGAAUUGCCUUGUUCGGCCAUUAACCUUGUGCAUCUAAAGAAUGUUAUCUGUGACGAAGGGACUGCCAAUCUCUGGAAACGUCUCAAAUUUCAUUUACCUGAGCUGAACAUUACAGUGCGUAAAGAUGACAACAACUUAUUCUGGCUUGGUGAUCUUAAGAGCCACAAACUACGUUCUUGAGGUAGGAUAACUUACCUGUCCACUUUGUUUUCCAUAGGGAUGUGAAAAUCAUUACUGUAUGUUAUUGACGAUAGAUUUAUGACCUUUAGAUGCUCUUUAAGAGUUCAGUUGAUAAGAUAAAAAAUAGCAGGUCUAUUUGCAGGUA
Telopea speciosissima is the source of this 2370-nucleotide messenger RNA. RefSeq names its product probable disease resistance protein At5g66890. Lineage: Eukaryota; Viridiplantae; Streptophyta; Magnoliopsida; Proteales; Proteaceae. The record is from RefSeq and is a predicted model, not a curated record. The transcript has 5 exons. Gene Ontology annotation, biological process: defense response to fungus. Gene Ontology annotation, molecular function: ADP binding; ATP hydrolysis activity. The coding region runs from base 57 to 2225 and encodes 722 amino acids.